GUCGACACAUCUCUAGGUGGCAGCCAUUUUUUCAGCUUUGUGUAAAAAAAAGUUGUGGAAAUUAAUAUUUUUUUACCAAGAAAACAACUGAGAAAUAUUAAAAAAAGUGUGCUUUUUGCUUACGGAAAGUAUGCCAAACUGAAGAUUGUGAACGCGUGCAGUGAUAGUGAACCUGAACCCACGAAAACAGCAACAUGGAAACUGUUGUGGCUUUCAACAAUGAGCUUUCCGGGCUCUAUGACAGCCGUCCACCCAUAUCCAAGGCCAAAAUGGCCGCCAUCACCAAAUCGGCGAUGCGUGCCAUCAAAUUUUAUAAACAUGUCGUCCAGAGUGUGGAGAAAUUCAUACUCAAGUGCAAGCCGGAGUAUAAGGUGCCCGGACUAUAUGUAAUCGAUUCAAUAGUUCGUCAAUCGCGGCAUCAAUACGGCACGGAUAAGGAUGUGUUUGCGCCCCGAUUUCAACGCAACCUUACGGAGACAUUUGCCAAUCUUUUUCGAUGUGCUCCAGAGGAUAAGAGUCGAAUCAUUCGAGUGCUGAAUUUGUGGCAAAAGAACAAUGUCUUUAAAUCGGAUGUGAUACAGCCCAUAUUCGAUUUGGCCGAUCCCAAUCAUCCAAUCUAUCAUCAAAUGCCACCUGUGGGUGUCGGUGGUGGCGGUGGAGGGGGCGGCGGAAAUGUGGGUCCAGGCCCCAGCAGUAGUGGAGCUUUGAGUCUGGCUGAUAUAUCUAGUGGAGCAAAUGGCUUAAAUAACAGCAUGGAUCUGAACUUAAGCAGUUUGACAGAUGAUAAAAUGGGCGGGGCAAUGCCGGAUUUAUCGCAUGACAAAUGCAAUUUAGGGGGCUCUAGCAGCAGUAACUCAAAACGUCAUCACAUGGAGCAGCAUUAUGCCAUGAAACAACAACAACAGCAGCAGCAACGAGGUCAAUCCGGAUCAAUAGCUGGCUGUAGCUCAAAAUCAAGCAAAUCUCAUCAUCAUAAAUAUGGGAGCAAUAAGUCCAGUUCCCAUGAUCUUGAUUAUGAUGUAAGAGAGAUUAUAGACGAUGACGAUGAAGAUGAUAUGCAGAUGUUAAUGGCAGACGAUCAUCAUUGUAUGGGCGACGAUUCACCACCAACAUCUUCAAAUCUAUUAGAUAACAACAAUCUGAAGCAACUGCUGAACGAUCCAAAUGUGUUGCGUCAGUUGCAGACUUUGCAGAAUUUUCAAAAAUUCAAGCAACAGGAGGAGAAUCAGAAGUUACGCUAUCAAGAUGAGGCAUUGCAACAGCAUUUGCAGAAUGUCCUAAAGGGUAAUCCUGGCUUGGGAAUGGGCAUAAACCUUAAUCUCAAUGAUGUAUCAGAUCUGAACAAGGAUGUUGAAUUUAUAUCGGAACAGCAGCCUAUUGAGGUUAUCAAUCUGGAUGGCGCCGAUUCGCGUAGUCCCACACCUGAUCGCGACCGUUAUAGUAAACGCAGCAGAAGGAGCAGCCGCAGUCGAAGUCGUUCACCGCGUGGUCGAGGCUCUGGUGGAGGCGCUGGCGGAGGCAAUAAUAGUGGCCGUCGACGUGGAGGCUCUUCACGUUCCCGUUCACGAAGUCGUUCACCUCGUUCAAGUCGACGUCGUGGUGGUUCCCGAGAUCGCGAUCGCAUGGAACGUAGCAAUCGGGACAAGGAGCGGGAUCGAGAGCAUGAGCGUGAGAGACGUAAGAAGGGUUUGCCGGAUAUCAAAAAGGAACAUCUGAGUGUUUGCAGUACAACUCUGUGGGUUGGUCAUCUAUCCAAACUGGUGUAUCAAGAAGAACUGUCGGAUACUUUCGGUGAAUAUGGCGAUAUUGUGAGCAUCGAUCAAAUUGUGCCACGCGGUUGCGCAUUUAUUGUAAUGAAUCGUCGUCAAGAUGCCCAUAAAGCGAUGCAAUCUCUCAAGAAUCACAAGCUCCAAGGCAGAGCCAUUACCAUUUCCUGGGCUGCUGGCAAAGGUGUAAAAAGUAAGGAGUGGAAAGAUUUCUGGGAUUUGGAAUUGGGUGUCACAUAUAUACCGUGGAACAAAUUGAGUCAGGAAACGGACUUCGAUAGUCUGGAGGAGGGAGGUAUGUUCGAUGAGGAUACCAUGCCUAGUUGGAUGAAGCAGAAGAUCAAUCAGGGAAAGAAUACAGUCAAGGAUAACAAGUCAGUGGAUCUGACAGCGGUUGCUGGCGGUGUACCACCCGUUCCGGUAGCGCCACCUGCCAUGCUCUUUGGAAUCGACACAACUCAACCGCCGCCAGUUGGCGGUCCGCCGCCUCCAGGGAUAAUGGGAAUGGGAAUGCGUGGUCAAUUUCCGCCAUUGGGCCCGCCCAUGGGCAUUAAUAUGCCGCCGCCGAUGAUGAUUCCACCGACGAAUAUGCCGCCACCCAUGAUGAUGCCGACAACCAAUAUGCCUCCGCCCAUGAUGUUGCCACCGACAAUGAUGCAACCCGGAUUUCCGGGCAUUGGUGGUCCUCCGCAUCCCAUGGGGCUACCUCCAGGAGCACCAUUUCCACCUCCCGGAGCUGUUCCUCCGCCGAUGGCGGCUGCAGCAGCACCUUCAAGUGCUGCGAGUAAUGUUAGCGAUGAUCAGAUGGAUGUUGAAAUGGAAUUGGAGGACGCUGCACCACCACCACCGCCCCAACCGCAGCCACCCAGCUUUAAUCCACAGCCGCAAAAUCAAGUAGAGGCAGCUGUCGCCGCCGUUGCCAAUGAGAUGAUGUUCCAACGUGAAAGGGAACGAGAACGAGAUCGUUCCCGUGGCCCUGGCUCUCGUUGGGGUGGUAGAGAUGAUGUUGCCGAAGCGGCUGAACGCUGGCGAGCCGAGAAUGGUGGCGGUCCAAAUGCCGCCUUUAAUGAGGCUCGAGCUCGUCUCAAUCUGAAUCCAAUGGAUCAUGGAGGCAUGCCAAGGCCAGACUUUAUGGGCGACUUUGAUAAUCGCGGUGGCCCGACUCGUGGCAUGGGUCCUGGGCCUGGUCCACGCAGUGGGAACCACAAUGGAGGCCCCGGCGGCCCAGGUGGCGACUUCUUUUCUCCAAACAAUAUGCCACAAAAUCGUUUCAAUCAACCAACCAGCUUAAUGCAAAUGCGAAUUCCUCCGCCAGCAGCGUUCAAUCAACGCAUGGGAGGACCCCCUGGAGUAGGUGGUCCUGGUCCAGGCCCAGGUAAUCCUGGAAAUGGUGGACCCAUGUUUAUGCGUAAUAACAACCAGGGAGGUGGUGGUGGCGGUGGCCCAGGCAGACAGCAAGGUUUCUUCAAUCCCCGCAACCCAUUCAACAAUGAUAAUCAACGUGGGAGAGGAGGUCCUGGUGGCAACAACAACAAUCGCUUCCGUGAUCAAGGUGAGGAUCGCAGACAAGGCAACUCUCGUGGCGUUGGUGGUAAUGGCGGUAAUCGUAUGUCACGCGAUGAACGUUCCGCCGGAGGUGGUAAUAGACGAAAUUCUCGCGAUGAGAAUAGCCGCCAUUCGAUUAGCUCCACGGAUGAUAAUCUAAGCAACAAUAACAACAACAACAACAAGCAAAAUAAUGUGGAGCCGGCGGUAACAGAUGCCAAAAGCAGCCUCAGUAAAGAUAACUCAAAGCAGUCAGAGCGACAAGACAAUUUGAUUGCAGCAGCAACAGAAACAAAGACAACGCCGACGACAGCAACAACAACUGCGGUAGAUACCGAAGAGGAUUGGGAUCGCGAGCUGCAGGAAUAUGAUGCAAGAAUGGAGGCCGAAGCAGCAGCUGCAGCGAAAGCUGAAUCAAUAAAGCCAGUUGCCGAAGAGGCUUUUGUUAGACCAGUUGUGGAGGAGGAUGCUGUAAAGCCUGCAAAUGCGUCACCCGCUUGCACUCCUUUGUACGAUGAAUUGCCUCCACCGGCGCCAACUCCUCAAGCGCCGCCGUCAGUGACGCCAGUGGUGGAACAACAAGAACAUAUAGCACCUGAGCCGGCUCAAGAGGCUGCCUCUCCGCCACCUCCUCCCAGAGUACCAACUCCAACGCCCCCGCCUGUCGCUGAUGCUGCGGCACUACUGGAGGCUAAGGAGGAAAACGUUACAGCUACGGCUCCUCCUUCGCCAACUCCCGCUCCAUCAAACACAAAGGAGACAGUCAAUGAAGCCGAAACAGUAGCAGCUGAUGAAUCGGAGACAUAAACCCAAGACCAGCAGGAAAGACCAACACUUAAAUGGCUAUUUUCGAGUAGGAACACCCUGUAAUUUGUAAUUUAUGAUUUUCCUUACCAUGUAAUUUUACAUACACACACACAAUUCGGACAUUUUUCCAUACACUUUUUAUAGCUUUUUGAGAUUACAAUUAUAUACACGCAUUUGUUGACUAGAACGCGUCACUCUUACUAUCCAUUUAAUUUCAUUCUUAAUAUAAGCUCGCAGCCACUAAAA
Drosophila willistoni is the source of this 4364-nucleotide messenger RNA. RefSeq names its product SR-related and CTD-associated factor 4 (gene Isha). Gene Ontology annotation, cellular component: nucleus. Gene Ontology annotation, molecular function: RNA binding. The transcript is spliced from 9 exons. The record is from RefSeq and is a predicted model, not a curated record. Lineage: Eukaryota; Metazoa; Arthropoda; Insecta; Diptera; Drosophilidae. Bases 195 to 4118 code for a protein of 1307 amino acids.